UGCAGAGACCAACAUGUUUCUCAUACAGAACCGUUUGGUAGUGUUCUGUUUCUUGUAUUGUUGUCGUUCACUUGCUCGUGGUAGAGACCCUGACACGAAGCCAAACAUCGUGUUUAUUUUGAGCGACGAUCAGGAUGUCUUUCUUGGAGGACUUGUAAGCAAAAUAAUGAGCCUUUACUAGAUUAAUUUACUGUUCAUGAUUGAUACAUUGAUAGGUGCAAAGUUCAAAGCGUAUAUUUGCUGCGUGUUUGCUGUUUCCUAUUUCCCACAACCCGUAAAGGAUGGCCACACCACCGGGGUCUGGGACCCCUACUCUUUUCGAACAGUGGUGUGGGUUCUUUUACGUCCCGCAAGAACAAAUCAGUGAAAGUGCUGUGAGACGGGACCUACAGUUUUUCGUCCUUAUCCGAGAAGACUAGAAAGUCUACACAUUUGCAGAUGUCAUUUUUACAAAGGCAGCACUUUCUUGUUAGUUAUUUAAAGACCCUGAGUGUUGGUCCGGCCGGGGUUUGAACCCACGACCUCUCGCUCGCCAGAUCGGCACUCUCCCAACUGAGCUGACUAGGUGGAGGUGAGAUUCUGAUGUCCACUUCCUGCUUCAGUGGGAUCAUGGGACGUUCAAUCCCCCUCCCCUCAUCCUAAUGACGAUAGCAGGAAUACCUAGCCUCCGGGCACUCUGGCGGCGAAUAUCUGCAUUGAAAAAGUCGAUGUGAAAUGAUGAUUGGCGGAGAUGACAUUAGUAAUGAUGUCAUUAACCUUUGCACGUGUUUUUUCAAUGUUUGUUUACAUUCGCGCUCAUUUCCGCUCCAUGCUAAUUGGCAGAAAUCUGACAGCUCAGUCAACCGGGAGCCACAAGGGAAUUGGAGGUGGAAUUCAAAUUCUAGAGACUUCGUUGCAAGCUCUCCCUCCUUCCCACCCUCCCCCCUCUCCCACCCUGCCAGAGUGUCCCAGAGAGUGUUCUUGAAGGCUAAUUGAUGCCCUUUGGAAAAUUAAAGUUAAAUUGUUGUUGUUUGUUUGUUUGCUUUUUUGUCAGCACCUUUGGAAAACAUUCUUACAUUUAGGGUCCAAAUACAAUGUUUUGUUAGCAUUCGUUGGAAAACCUGAAAAGCGAUACCAGCUUGGAAAGCACGGAAGAGCUGAGAACAGCUAUGUUGGAUAGGGACACCUGGAAAAGGUGUGCUCUUGCUCGGCCAUAGUAGUGUUAGUAGUAAUAGUAGUUGGAAAACAAAUUUUGAGCCUGACUUCUUUUUUGUGGUGAGGGCGGCGGAGUGAGGUGUUUGUUAAAAAUGGAUGGCUUCCUUGUGUACUUAACUCAUGGGUCAGCCCUUCCUUAGAUACCCAUAUAACUGUGUCACUUGCCCUUUGCCAUUCUUUCUAGUUAUAAGUUACAUGAAAUAAUUUAUUGGUACCCUGAGCAAACAUCAGAAUGACACUGUGUAGAAAUUCACUCGUGUGUUUAGCAUGGAAAGUUUUAUACUGGAUUCACAUUUUAUUAACAGACUCCUAUGAAGAAAACUGAAGAACUUAUUGGUCAGCAUGGGAUUAAAUUUGACAACAUGGUAAGUUGUCGACAGAAUAGUAAAAUUAUCAUAUUAUCAGGACAUUAGUCUUAAGAAAUCCCACAUUCAGCUGUAGUGUAAUAAUUUAUCAUUAAUAUAUAGUUGAAAAUAAAUAAUUCCUUUAGACUUUUUCCUAGAAAUGUAUCAUAUUUUCUGGUACUCUAUCAGAUUGAAGGCCUGUUUAUUUCUUGUUAGUCUAAUUUCUGAGGAGAUGGGGAGGCUGUGCCCAGGCUAUUAUCUUAAUUACAAAUAAUAAGCCUUUAAUUUACACAAUUACACUAUUUAUUUCUUAACAGUUUGUUACAAGUCCCUUGUGCUGUCCAAGUCGAUCAAGCAUCCUGACUGGGCAGUAUGUACACAACCAUCAUGCCAAGAACAACUCCUUGUCAGGUGGCUGUUCCAGUUCAAGUUGGCAACAGGGCCCAGAAAAACGUUCUAUAAGUACGUACAUGAAGAGUAUGGGCUACAAAACGUUCUUUGGCGGCAAGUACUUAAAUCGCUAUGGUAACCCCCAAGUAGGGGGCCCACAGCAUGUUCCACCAGGAUGGGAUGAAUGGUACGGGUUGGUAGGAAACUCCAGAUAUUAUAACUACACACUGUCAGUGAAUGGCCAGCCAGAGAAACACGGAGACUCUUAUGGCCCUGAUUAUCUUACAGAUCUUCUGGUGAGUACAUGCACGUCACUAUUAUAUCCUCACCAGGAAGGGUAUGCAGGAGGAGAAGGGCACUUCCUUUGGCCCAUACCAGGACAUGCCACUGGACAGGGUGUGGUCUUUUGGUGGCUUCUCUGUCCCAAGGUUGUCCUAAACAGGGUCUCUAAGUUUUGUAAACAAAACAAAAAGAGUGCUUAUUUUUGUGAUCACCCAUAAACAGACUUGUAAAUCAUAGUUUCAGUUUGUUUAUUCAGUGAAGGUGUAAAGUUGAGGAUUCUUUUCUGUCCUAAACAGGAUUUCAAACCCUCGGCAGUGUGCAUACACGUAUUUAUGCCCAACCUUGGAUGAAACCCACCCCCUAACUGGGCUGCCUAACUUCCCCGAGAUGCAAUUUCCAUUUUUGACUACUUAAUGUACCAGCAUAACAUUGGCAUAGGAAGUUUUGUCCAUUUUUGAUUAGGUUCUGAAUUGUUCAUAAAUUGCAUUUAAAAUCUCUUUAUCCUAAAGUUACAGUUUUUCUUGAGUUUUAAUACAUAUAUUGUUACAUCCAGAUAAUCCUGCAAAUUAAAGACAUUAAAGAGUACUGCAAUAGGUAUGGUUUAUCUACCAGCUGUAUUGUGCAUUCUUGCAAACAGCUCUGAGCUCUUCCUUUCCUUUAGUUGCCUUAAUUAUGGUUUCUUAUAAUUAUUAUCUCUUUAGAAAAGAAAAGCUGUUGGUUUCAUAAAGGAUCAGUUUAAAGGGUCAACUCCUUUUUUUGUGAUGGUUGCUACCCCUGCCUGCCACGCCCCUUUUACUCCUGCACCUCAAUACAAGAACAACUUCAAUUCCAGCAAGGCACCAAGAACACCUGCAUUUAAUGUGGCAGGGGGACCUGUAAGUGAACUUUUCUUUGAAUUUUCCUUGUUUUGAUACAUUCAAAACCCAAUUAAGGUCAGCACCUACAAGAUCCACUUUUUUACCUCAGCUGACAGUGCAUUUGUUCACUCUUGGUUAAACCUCUCCAUAGCAGCCACUCCUCCAUAGUGGCCACCAAACUUGUACCCUACAGCCAAAAUGACCGCCAUUCGCAUAAUGGCCAUUUUUAAUUUCAGCAAUGUACACAUUGAUGUAAUUUAAUUGUACCAAACUUGCAUUUUUGUUAAAAUUGUUUAAAGCAUUUGGUUUCUGAUAUAUUGACAUGCUUUGAUCACUAUGUCAUACAAGGCAUUUUGAAAAUUAAUAGAAAUGCCCCCCCCCCCCAAAAAAAAAGAAAAAAAAAUGAAUGCAAAAUAAUUGUGUCAUAUUGCACCCCUGCCUCCCCACUGACUAUUUUUGAAUGGGAAGUUUCAGAACAUAUCCAUACCCGCCUCCACGGAGGGUAAGGGCCAAUUCCAAGGGAGGGGUGUCCAAAAGGAUGCAAUUUCCGAGGGAGUUGGGGGUGGUGGUUUCUUGAGGUCUUUUUCCUGGGGCUCUGAGUAAGACUGGUAAGUUAUUAAAAACUAACAGCUGCUCUGUUGAGCAAGCUGGCAGUUAUUUUACUGUUAACGGUCUUUUAAAACAAGAAUUAUUGUUUUGAUUGAUGAUGUUUUUUAUUAAAGGUCGGCUGAAUGUUUUUUUUUCACGGCUUACGUACACGAUAGGUAGUUGUCAUUGGCUCUCAUAAAUAAACUUUAGGUUAUCUUGCUGUAACAGUAUUUCACAAUACAUAUUGGUAUUCACCGUAAUGUGGUCGUGUUCUAAGCCUUCUUCUGACAUGUUUUUAACUGAAAGGAAGCGAUUGAAGUCCUCUCGGUGUUUAGUUACAGAUGGCAUCAUUUGUAUCGUGUAUUGGUAUCACCUUCCAUGUUUCUCAGUGACUUACCGUCAAUUAUUAACUAAAAAAGACCUUUAUAAGGCAAAAUUGAGAUUAUUAGACAAUUUACUACCAUGAAUAAAAGGAUUUUUUCUCUCUUUAUCGCAGAAACAAAUAUUAACUUUUGCAUAAUAGUAUAGCACCACAGCAUUUUUGACAUAUUAAAGUUUCUUUCCAGGUGAAGGGGUGCUCCGUGGGGGACGGGGGAUAGUUAUUUUCUGGAACUACACAAUCCUUCAUAGUACACUCUGUUUGUUUUUUAGAUGGUCUUGGAAAUAAGCAAUCUGAUAUGCAAAAUGUAGGAGACAAACAAUGUAUUAUGAGCAGGAAUUGGAAAAUAGAGUAACAGGCCUGGCCACACUAAUGGUGGCCGUGCCUGGGAACCAGUGCCUGGGUACCGGCAUAAAAUGGUGUUGUGUUCAGUGACACUUUGAGUACCCGAUAUGUGACUGUGUACGUAGUUACUCCAUUUAGCCCUGUUGGAUGCCAUUUUGAAACAUGAGCUUAGCAGCGAGAACAAAGCAGUGGACUGCACGGAACUUACAAAAGUUGUUUGCACACAGGGACCCGGUGCCCACUUUUGCAAGGUCUCGUCCUUGUACUCGAGCACAAAAGUGGAAACCGGGUAAAGUCGAUAAAGACAUUAACCUGCUCUCUCUUGCAGUAUCUGUACUGUUUUAAUUUCUUCCAAUCAAUAGACUAAACAUUGGCUCAUUAGAAGUGCUCCGCAUCCCAUGAAGGAUUCCUCCAUCCAAGCCUCAGAUGACAUCUUCAGAAACAGGUAUGGACUCUCUCUUGAGCUUUAAGCUGGAACUACAGAGCGUUUUCACUCACGUGGCUGCAGCUAUGUAACGCCAUUCCACCUCAACAACACGGUGCGGAGCAUUUGGAUCCGCUUUUGAGUCUUGCCAAUCUGUUUUUAUGUACAGUCAAAAGCCUUUAAUACGGACACUGAAGGUAACGAGGUGUUCAUUUUGAGCGGUACUCCGAGUACUUUGGCCUCGGUAACCUGUUCUACCUUACUAUCAUUGACGGCUACAUUAAGAGACUGAGAUAAUAAGGAAUUAAGUUUUUGCGGGGAUGAAACAAGCAUAGAUUUAGUUUUGGUAGCAUUUAGGGCCAUGCGAUUAAUAUUUGCCCAGACCGACACUUCCGCCGCAAGCUGAUUUAGGUUGCGUUCUACUAACUGUACGGAAGAGCCAGUAGUAAGGAUCGUUGUAUCGUCGGCAAACAUUGUAAGACUUACAUUAGAGAUAGAAGACAGGUAGAAGGGCAGAUCAUUGAUAAAUAUAAGAAAAAAUAGAGGCCCGAGGAUACUCCCCUGAGGGACCCCCACGGACAUAGGUAGCGGAUCAGACAUAGAACCCUUAAAAGUAGUUUUCUGUGAGCGGUUGGUCAGGUAGGAGCAAAACCACUUGAGAGAAGACUCAGAGCAACCAUACAGCUUAAGUUUGGAGAGUAAGGUAGUAUGGUCUACUAAGUCAAAGGCCUUUUUUAGAUCAAUUAAAAGUAGACCCCUUAGAAGGCCCUGAUCUAUGUUUGCAAGUAAGGUAUCAGUAAGGUUAACUACAGCAAGCUCGCAAGAACGAAAACAUCGAUCUAAAGCCAAACUGAGAAUCAGUAAGAAGGUCAUGACAAGUAAGAAAAUCAUAGAGAUUUGAGUGGACGUGGCGUGGCGACAACGUGAACAUAUGACGACGAAUUUCUCUCGGCUCUCUUUAAACUUGAAUGUUUUUCUUAAGAAUUCAAAUCUGGAAAGUUUGCCUACUUUGGACAAAGUGAGCGAGUUGUGAUGAUCGCGCUGCAGUUUCAAAAACGUGAAGUCACUUUUUACGUGACGUUUUCGCCGCCGUCGUCGUUGUGGUACCUUAGACUCCCUAAUGAGCCGGGGAACCCCUGCGAAGAAAUUAGGGCGCCCUAGCAUGUCUUUACGUGAGAGGGCUGGCCAGCCAUGUCUCCGGUCAGGAAGCUCCGGUUUAACUUGACUUAGCCUAAAUUUCAUUUCGCCACAUUUUAUUUAUUUAUUUGUUUAUUCAUCCAUUUAUUUCAAGGUGGCGCACGCUGUUAUCUGUUGAUGAUUUAGUCGAAGAGGUCAUCACAACGCUGGAUGCUGGAAAACUCUUGAACAAUACGUACGUCAUAUUCUCAUCGGAUAACGGCUUUCAUCUUGGUAAAGGUUACUUUAUUCAUAUACUAAUAUGUAUUUCGGUCAGUGCAAGAAUUAUCUCAUUCUUUAACAGAGUGUUUUCACUCACGUGGCCAGCAUAUAUGCAAAUUUAUUGGAAAAAAAGAAAACGUUUACAUAAGAAAAGAGUUCAACUCUUAGGGCCUGUUUACAUGGAGGUGGGGGACCCCAGGUAGGUGAGGUAACCCGCUUAGGUGGGGUAACCCGCCUGUCCAUAUAAUCUCUCAUUUUCAUUUGAUCACGUUUACAUGAUAGGUGGGGUGACCCGCCAAGGCGGGUAGCCCGGUAUACCAGACCGGGUUACCCUCUCAGCCGGGGUCACAAUUUGUCAUGUAAACGUUUCAAGGUGGGGUAACCCGCCUGGCCGGGGUCGGAUUCGUGAUACAUCAAAUUCGCGCAAAAUUCACUUUCGCGGUGUCUUUGCAUUAUGAUUAAAGUUAACAAUAGAAAGCUAUUGCACUGACGGGUUGCAGCAAGAGCAACAAGUGAGAGAAAAAGUGCAUUAAUCGCCAAAACUCGUGGUUUGCCAGCAUUUUUCUUGUUUACGUGCUUAGCGACCAUUCAAUAAUCUUGAGAAAGUGCACCCCGGGAAGGCGGGGUUGUAAGAUUGCAUGUAAAGGCGGGUUAUUUUUUUACCUCACCUAAGCGGGUUACCUCACCUACCUGGGGUCCCCCACCUCCAUGUAAACAGGCCCUUAGAGGAUUAUAUUGAUUUGGGACACCAACAUGGCCGCCGUGAUGUCACGUGAAAACACUCUAUAGCCUGCUUCAAGGGAGAGACCGCUGUCAGUUUCCUUCUUAUAGUGACGAGUAAACAAAAGGAAAAAAACAAUGAAAUUAGAGUGUAAUACUGCGUCGGUAUUAGUCUACAUCUAUAUUUCACGUGCUACGUAAAAUGACUCUAUAAUACCAUACGGUUGUUCGAAGGCCGAUUAGCGCUAACCCAGGGUUACAUUUUAACCUUGGUUUCCUUGUCUUUUAUUCAAGGGCAUUUUCCCGGAUAAUUUUCUCUAUUCUUUUUAGAGCAUCCAAUCAAUAAAUUGUAAGCAAAAAGAAUAAAACUGAAUUUGCUUUUUAAGCUUUCAAAUUUCGCACCAACGCUGGGUUAUCUUAUCCCUGCUUUGAACAACACGGCCCAGGAGAGGAGGUGUACGACAAAUUGAAAAAUUCGGGUCAGGACAGGGUGUGCAGCAUCAUGAAGCAUCGUAUUCUUCCGUCCCAAAUUCAGACCAAAACGUUCGGUUUCCCAGGCUACCCUUUAUUUCACAGCUAAACCGUCAUUCUCCUCUUUAUUUCUCAAUUUUUACCUUUGUGUCCUCGCCGCAGGUCAGUUUAGUCUUCCUCAAGAUAAGAGGCAGCUGUAUGAGUUUGAUGUCCGCGUGCCUUUCAUGAUCAGAGGUCCAGGGCUGAAGCCAAAGCAAACUUCACAGGUGAGCGUCAGGUCGAACUUACUACAGCUUAUAAAUGCUUACCUGGUUUCAUCUCUUGUUUUGCCCGUAAGACUGAUCUAGAUCUGUUUUCGCUACAUUAGGGAGCUUAAGCAACGACCACGGCGACGGCAACGACCACGGCGACGGCAACGAGAACGGCAAAAAACAAAACAACAACUUCAUCAAGUAUCACGCUUUUUUGUACAUUUCUUUGCCGUCAUUGCAUGAUUACGACGUGAAACUGCCUCAUUUCACGUUUUUUGGCGGACGUGAACACAAGACGUCGACUUUUUUUUCCUGAACUUCGAUACAAACUCAGUUUAGAAUUUAACUCCAGAAAAAUUUGCCAACAUUUGACGAAUUGAACGAGGUGGAAUAAACGUGAUAAAUUUUGCUUAAGCUCCCUAGUUAUUAGGGAGCUUAAGCAACUACGACGACGACCACAACGACGACUUCAAACAAACAAUAGGUUUAAUGAUCAAAACAACAGCUCUGUACGGUUUUUAGUACAUUUCUUUGACGUCCACCGCACGACUACGACGUUUUAUGGAGGACGUGGACAUACAACGACGAAUUUUCCUUCCUCUUUUGAACUUGAAUAAAAUCCUUAAGAACUGAACUCCAGGAAAAGUCGCCUACAUUUGACAUAUUGAGCGGGUGCAAAUAGACGCGAUGAAGUUUGAAAGAACGCAAAUUCAUUUUUUUUACCGACGUUUCCACGGCCGUCGUCGUCCUUGCUUAAGGCCCCUAUUGACAUACAGAGGACUCUUUCCUUAUGGAAACCUCUCUAUAACUGACGGCUUGUUUAAUUCAAAAGAUGCCAACCUUCAUAUAAUUCCUCCCUUUGUAUUGAGGAUAAUGGCUCUGUCCCAUUGGUGUCGGGCGUCUUCGUCACUGUUUUUCGCGUUUUCUUUGCCAAACCUAGCAAAUGCGAAUGGUCACACCCCAGUCAGGUGUUCCUCUGUCUUGGCCUCACUUUCAGUUGAACUGUCACUCGAUUAAAGCCUUCUGGGGUCAGAUGUUGGAGGACACUUGAGCUUUGGGGCCCUUUUUGUGGGCUUGUAUUCUCUCUUGGCAUAACAAAGGUUCUUUUCUUACAGAGUCCAAUUCUCAACAUUGAUAUAGCGCCGACAAUAGUGGAAUUGGCUGGAGGAAAGGCCCCCGAAUCCAUGGACGGACGCUCGAUUUUACCUCUUUUGGUAUGUUCUUUUGAACCUUUGUUUACAUUUUUUUUUCUCCUCGUUUUGUUGUUGUUGUCAUUUGGCGUUGUUUAAGGGCGCUUCCCAAAAGUCAGAACUGGCCAGCCAGAGCGGUCAUUUUGAAAAUGAAAUAUUAGUAUUUUCUCGGAAUUUGUGCUAAAACUCACCACUACGGUGCAUGCUAUGGAGUAUUUUCACUCACGUGGCCAGCAUCUAUGCUAAUUUAUUGGAACAAAAGAAAGCGUGUUCAUAAGAAAAAAGUUUAACCCCCGGAGGAUUUCCCGGGUACACUACUGAAAAUGGCCGCCGUUUCACUGUUUUGGAACACCAGAAUGGCCACAGUGACGUCAUGUGAAAACGCUCUAUUUGAGAAUAAACUGACCUGGCCUGAUAGUGCUGGUUAAUAGAGACCUUUAGCAUCAGGUUUUUGGGGGGAAACCGCAAACCGCAAACUGCGAUCUGCAGUUUGCAGUUACGCGUUUGCCGUUUCACUCUUUCAGGAUUUCGAAUUUUGGCAAAUUAUAAAGCCUUCGUUGUUUAGUGCCGCCAUGUUGAUUUUCGUCACGUCGUAGUGCUUGUUUUUUAUCGCCUGAUUCGAGUUCAAAAAUCUAACUGGCAUAUCAUAGGCGGGUGUAGAAGCAUCUCUUGCCUUAAAUCGUGAGUGAAUUAAUAACACUGCUUUAGAGCCAAUCGGAAAGUUUACUGGUGAUAUUUCAAAAUGGACGAACAAAUAAUGUAACAGAAUUUUCUUUCGUCUGAUUCUGUUGUAUUGAAUUAUCAUUACAAUAGUUUAAUGCUGAACUCAGGGCUCCUGAUAGUCAGUGGGAUUGAGGAUUUUGUUAUAGUUACAGUAUGAUGGGGACUCCUAUAGCCAAUCAGAUUCGAACGAUUUUGUUAUUGUUAUCAUGGGGACUGCGUAUAGCCAAUCAGAUGCGAAGAAGUCUGUAAUAGUUAUGAUGGAGACUGCCCCUAGCCAAUCAGAUUCGAAAACAGUUUUGUUUUAGUUGUGAAUACACGCAUUCACUUUUGUUUCAGAAGUCGGAUGUUGAGUUCCAACAGCAAGAGGUGAGUUUAAGAAAAACUUUUAGUUCCUUUAGAGUGUUUUAUUCCUAUAGAACGUAUACUGCAUGUUUGUUUAAGCUCUCUACAGAUAGUCUUCAUUUGCACACUACAGAUUCUCUCCUUAAAAUGUUUACGGACAGAGGUAGUUUAAAACGAACGCAACAAUCACGCGAUACGCAAGUUUCGAAUUAACGAAAGCAUACUUGGGUCCAGGGCCGAAGGGUGUAAAACAAAAGAAACUGAUUAUUCAUCCUUGAAUCUCAAUGCAGUUUUCGGAGCCAAGCACCAGGUUUUAUAGUUCGAGACUGGCCUAUUGCUUUGCUUCUUGCUACCUGCUGUGCCACAGUGUCCUCAAAGCGUACCACAGCCAUCCAUGAAUUUCCACCACCUCUCCAGUCACAGCACUGCUAAAUCAAGUAGCCUGUGUGGUAGGCGCGGGGAGGGGAGGAGGAGAAGACAGCGAACGGAAGAGGGAGUCCCUCUUCCUCUCUCUCCAAUAGUGAGUGUUCAUUGAAACAAAAUCAUUACAGCAAUACAUUGUACAUAUAAGGCUGAAUUACAGAGCUACAUACAAUAUCGUAAAAUACUGCAAAUUCCGAAAAUAAGCCCCGGGCCUUGCUUGCCCCCUAUGCGUCUCAAAAUCCAUUGUGCUAGCUUAUAGUUGGAAGGGAACUUAUGUGAGUAAUACGCCUUAAGGACGCAGGUCUUUCUAAAACUCAGCCAUGCAAGUACUUUGUCUAUAUGGACCAGGGAAAUCCAAUACGAGACUGAAGGGUGAACUACGCAAACUGCAAUAUAUGCUGUGACGCGUUUUUGUAGCAGUCAUUUGGCACAUGUAAUAGUUCUUUAACAAAUGCAAAAAAUUAUGUGUUACUGUAAAGAUUUUGCUUUGUUUUAUUUUGAAUUUGAGGGCAAUUCCCCAGUACAGGCCCCCAGGGGCUUGUAUUUGGAGGGGCGAUUUAUCGGAAGGUUUCUUGCGUUACGUCCUCCCCUACCCCUUUCGACGCCUACAACGCAGACUACAAAUCGAGCCAAUGUAAUGUUUAUCGGCUAUCGUACCGACGCAGUAGUAGAAAGCUCGAGGAAGCAAAAAAGCUGAAAUUAUACUGAAAGUAUCAUUUGCUUGCUUCUUGUUCAGGAUGUAGCUUGGCGUACAGAUUUUCUUAUUCAGCAUUACGGGGAAGGUGAAGUAAAGAUUCCAGGAUGUCCAGAACUUUCUUCAGGCGUCUAUGUAAGUCUUUUUAUAUAAAUUUAUCUGAUCUUAGUUAUUCUGUUUUGAUUACCUGAAGUAAGUUGCCCCGCUCUUCUGACUGAGUCUUCAGAGAGGUGUAAUAAUUUCUCGUUAUGUUUACGACAAACAGCAGAGAUGACUCUAUGAUUACAAGUGUACCACAACAGUAAAUAACAAUAAAUGUCCCUCAAGUUUUCAUGACGCUCAUUCUCACGUUGAAAAGAUCACAAGGCAAAAAACAAUUCGUCAUGCGAUUAAUCAUAGGCCCGGGGGGAACUCCCAUGCGAAAGGGGCGGGGAUGGUCGCCGGAAAUUUUGAAUUAAACCCCUAAAGGAGACCAAUCUGGGCGUGGCCCAAAGCGAUCAUUUUAAACUUUGAUUACAUGAAUCGACUAAAUAGAACGAAUUGAAAAUGUAUAAUUUUUUAAUAUUUAUCCGAGUGCAACCCUGAAAGAGACCUUUACGGCUAAAUAUAAUGGUGUUUUGCUCAGAACAAACUAAGCGAGACCAAAAUCUGAAAUUUACGCCCCUAAGCGAGACGACGAGCAUCCCCGCCCCUUUCAUAUGGGAUCCCCCCCCCGGAAUUAUAAGGACGUUUGAUACGUUUGACAAUUAUUGAGUAAGGAUGAGUAUGAUAUGAAGAAUUAAGCAGAUCGAGGGAAACCUAGGUCAGGGUUAUGGUUUCCUGCCUAGUUGGAUAACAGCCUCUGAGUUUUCAAGAUCUGCAAAAGCAAUUCUUCACAUCAUACAAAAUCCCGCCGAAUUCAAUAAUUGUUUUAUUAUCCAUUCAAAAUAUUUUUAAGUUCUAAACAACCUUACCUCCUCCAGCGUAGACUUUCCCCAAACAUUUGCCUGUUUCUUGGCACUUUUCGCACGGCAGUGUUAUUGCAUUUCUGAGGCUACGAGCAAUAACCUGUCGAAUGGAUAGCCUGUGUAGCAGGCGCUUGGAAGUAGUGGGCGAAACAGAGAACGGGCGCGCGAGAGGGAUACACGCGAGGAGUGAUUGCUCCCUCUCCCCUCGCGUGUCUCCUCGCGCGCCCGUUUUUUCUUGUGUCCACUACUUCUAAGCGCCUGCUGCGCAGGCUAUCGAAUGGAUGGGUUAUUGCCUACAUUAUCCAAAUGUCGUAAGCGCUGGCUGGUUGUGAAGAGUAAGCCGGGGAGCCAGUGAGAAACGACGAAAUAUUUUGAGUGAAUAAUAAUUACAAUUUUCUUGUUGUCUACUCCCCCUCGGCGAGUUGUCACUUAAGCCAGUUGAGUUACUACCUUUGUUUGCUUUUCUUUGCAGAACUGUUGGCCCAACUGUGUUUGUGAGGACGCUUGGAACAACACAUACUCGUGCGUUCGCUCAGUGAGUUCGAAGGAGGACAUGAUGUACUGCGAGUUCGCGGACAAAGAGGUAACCUCCUCCUUCCAAUUUAAAGUGAAAAGAUGACUGCCGAGUGCGUGAUACAAGCAACUGCACAUGAAUUCCGUCCAUGCCAGCAAAUACACUAACUUAAAAUCAAACCACGUACGGUUUUUGUUGUUGAGAAGUUACGCACGCAGCCUGUCUUCCCCUUAGAAAAAUAGAAUGAGGCUUCUUUGACGACGUUUAUAGAGGGCAGACGUAUAGUGUCCAGUCCUACGCAGCCGUUCAAAGAACGACUGUGUCGUCACUUGAUUCCAUCCACCAAACUGACAUCCUCCUCUCACAAGACAUUUCACUUUUCUUAUAUGAAAUUUCUUGAUGAAAUGUUCAUAAAAGUCAAAGUGUCUUCAAUUUUUAAGGAAAAAAACAAUUCAGGAUAGAAUGAGUAGGAUUCGGACUCGGAGCAUCCCAUCUGGACUGCAUCACUCUAACCCCUACACCACCGAGGAUUUGGUGACGAAUACCAGUUUGAUUUAAAUAUAUAACCCUAACCCUAACCCUACUUUGUGUACGAAUCAUUAAUGUGUCAACGUCAGUUUGGCGGAUGGAAUUAAGUGUAGACCCUGUGACUAGGUAGAGUAAGAGUGGUUGUAGGAAGGCCACUUGACUAGAUUCCUCUCCCCAGCUCUUCUUAUCUUUUGAGCUUUGUCUUUUUGUUUCACUUAAGUCUUUUUAUCCAGAACGUUUUGUUUGCGUGCUAGGCAAACAGAGGAAACUUCACAACGGUCAGCCGACUACCGAUCUUCGAAGUUAAUAUUACGCUUAGGAUUGGCUGCUCAAUUAUCCUUUGGUAUUUUGAAGGGUAGCACAUGUACAUACAGAACACACACAGUAUACCUAUGUAAUCGUUAGCAGUGAUGGUGUUGUCAUGUUUGAUCUUAUUUCACUCAUUUUUUCCUGAACUUUAGGCAUUUUUGGAGCUCUACGAUGUAAAGAAAGACCGUCAUCAACUAAAGAACUUGAACAAAGAUGUUCCGCCUAAAUUUCUGGAAGCCAAGCAUCGUCGCUUGGUGGAUUUGGCGACAUGUUCAGGGGCCUCAUGUAGGAAAGUCUAUCAAGACAGCGUGGAUACUUUGCUUUGAAAAGAGUUCCUCCAUAUGCCAUUUAACUCUCGACGCGAGGUGUUGUAGUUGGGGGUGUGUGUGUGUUGGGGG
Messenger RNA from Porites lobata, 13711 nucleotides. The record is from the annotation of a GenBank genome assembly. NCBI's taxonomy places the organism in Eukaryota, Metazoa, Cnidaria, Anthozoa, Scleractinia, Poritidae.